AUGAAUUUUGAGGAGACUAUCUUCAAGAAAAAUACGUAUUGUUACAAAGAGCUGAAGGCUCUCGUUGACAAAUACGAGGCUACCGCGGCAGAGCUGGGGGCUACUGUAGCUGAUUGGUGCCUGCAACAAUGCAUCGCCCAGCUGCACAAGCAGAUUCGCACUUCAGACCAACUGCUCGAUUGGUCGCAUGCGGAAAUGGAUCACCUCCGAAAAAUCCUCGGUCGUCUGCCCUUGCCCAAGGACUACGCCUCUAGACCCUUGUCGCUUGACAAUUUGUCGCCUAAGGUUCAACUUUUAGCUGAUCUCCUUGCCUCAGAAGUCAAUCCUAGCUUGACAGCUCUCGUUUUCGUAGAGCAAAGAGUCUGGGUAGCCGCUCUUGCCGAGCUCAUCUCGAUUCAUCCGAAACUACGAGGCAAACUUAGUGUUGGAACUUUCGUUGGAAGUUCCAUGUCUGUGAGAAGGAAGUCCGGCAUAGCAACCAUGAUCGAGCCCAAGAAUCAGCAGGACACUCUAGACAAGUUCAAGUCCGGAGACAUGAACUUGAUCAUUGCUACUACUGUCUUGGAAGAAGGUAUCGACGUAUCAGCUUGUCAUCUCGUUAUCUGCUUUGAAAGCCCCAAAAACCUCAAGUCAUUCGUACAACGUCGAGGGCGAGCGAGAAGAAUACAGUCCAAAUACAUCAUCUUCAUGGCUGACGAGGGGAGCGACCGAACUCCGGCGAAAUGGGAAAGACUGGAGAAAGAGAUGAGGGACACAUAUGAGGACGAUUCGCGUCGCAUUAAAGAAGCUGAGGAGAGAGAAAUGAUUCACGAGGAAGGCGAUCGAUUCUACAGAGUCGCAAGUACAGAUGCCUUACUUACGCUCGACAACGCUGUACCACAUCUCCAUCACUUUUGCGACCUGCUCGGUUCCGGUCCUUAUUAUGAUCCUAGGCCACAGUUCACACUCAAAGACGACGGUGGCAAUGUUGCAGCUGAAGUCACACUUCCGCUUGCAGUCGAUCCUGCCUUAAGAGUAGCACGCAGCCUCAGAUCCUGGAGAACAGAGCGCAUGGCAGUGAAAGAUGCAGCUUUUGAAGCGUACAAGAUGCUCCAUCAAAGUGGGUUGGUCAAGGACAGCCUUCUGCCAGUAAGAGAAGAUAGGGAUGCCCUAGCCGCAGAAUCUGACAAGACUGCAUCACUAAUAGAGGUAUCUCCUUCUUUCGAUCCCUGGCUUCCGAUUGCGAAACGUCAAGAGCAAGACCCGAAUACAUACCACCGCACCCUAUUAGAGUUCCAGGGUAUCCAAGAACAAGCCUUGUACAUGACCUUUCAUCUUCCCGUACAAUUGCCCGCUCUGCCUGACCUCACGUUGUUCUGGAACGAAUCCAAACGUAUUACGGUCAAGAGCCACGGGCUACAAGAAGUCGAAGAAUCCGAUGAAUCAAUCAGACAAAUGCGUGGUAUCACUCGGAAAAUUCUGGCUUCGGCACAUGGUGUGCGCAUCAACCAGAUACGCACCGAUUUUCUCUGGCUUCUGGUCCCUUGCCUCGGAUUAAGCGCAAGACCACAUGGGAGUGACUCCAGUCUCAGGAGUUGGGAUGUCGAAACAAGUUUGGUCGAAUCGGCAUCGGAAUUGAUCAAUCAGGGCAAGACUGACUUGAAUCAAUGGGGUCAAGUCGAGGUCCGAGGAGACGAACGAAAAUGGAUUCCAAAAUUGAUUGACGCAUAUGAAUCUAAGCCUACCCUUCGCCUCACGCGGGUACCCAAACGACGCGACUUUCUUUAUCCUGUACCGUUCAGUCAGCGUGGAAACGAGGCUUACACAAGCACAGAGAAGUUUCCUGCUUCCGAAUGUGUUGUGGAGAUGCUUCCUCUCGCCUAUUCUGUCUGCGCAAUGCUGAUGCCAGCAAUCCUAUACCGCUUUGAGAAGUACCUGGCGACGAAUUCACUACCACGGGAGAUGUUGCGCAUUAUCAAAGGCAAGAUUGUGUCAAACAUCUUUUUCGCCCGCGCAACUCUCUCCGCCGGCCUCGACAGAUUUAUCAUCCGAAAACGCUUCACAGGCGCGAAGUGGCGACCCCGCUAUGCGGCCGACGUCCUCUCCGCUCCUCCGACACAACAUCAUUCCACAAUAUCCUCCAAAACCCUCGCCGACGUAAUAGAAUCCCUCGUCGGCGCUUCCUACCUUAUAGGCGGAUUCCCCAAAGCCCUGAACUGCAUGCAAACUCUCCUCCCCCUCGAACCAUGGACGCCCCUCCCAGAAGCCAAUGAAAUCCUCUACAACGCCGUACCAGCCGACAUAGACAUCACCGGUCUCUCCACCCUGGAAAGUCUCGUCGGCUACACCUUCACCAAGAAAAUGGCUCUCCUAGAAGCGCUUACCCAUCCGUCCUACAAGGGCCCUUUGGCAAAUUGCUCCUACGAGCGGCUGGAAUUUCUCGGCGACGCAGUGCUGGACUACAUCAUUUCUCGACGUCUGUACUCCGAGGUCCCGGAGCUUGGACACGCGAAGAUGCACAGCAUACGCACCGCGAUGGCGAAUGCGGCGUUCUUGGCUUUUAGGAUGUUCGAGACGAGGAUAGCGGAGGAUCGCACGAUGCCGGAUAUGAGGAAGGAGGUGCAUUACAGAUGUCUGUGGCAGUUCUUGAGAUCGGAUGCGUCGGCGUUGGUUGUGGGGAGAAAUGCUGCGAUUGUACAGUAUGAUGCUGCGAAAGAGGCUAUCAGGCAUGCGCUACACCAUGAAGGAGUAUUCCCGUGGCAUAUCCUCGCUUUGACCGACAGUCCGAAGUUCCUCUCCGACAUCGUGGAGUCGGUCAUUGGGGCUAUAUAUGUUGACUCGCACGGGGAUAUUGCUGCAUGCGAGGUCCUUGUCCGGAAACUGGGGAUUUUGGACUGCUUGGACAGGAUUCUAAAACAUGGCGUGGAUUGCUUGCAUCCCAAGGAAAGAUUGGGUAUUCUCGCUGUGGAGAAGGAUAUACAGUAUUUUAGGGUCACGGCAGGGGAGGAUGAGGUGGUGGGUGGCGCGAGGAGGAAGUAUAAGUGUCAGGUCAGGGUUGGAGGGGUGGAUGUGGGUGAUGUGGUUGAGGGGGUAAAGAGGUUGAAUGCGGAGACUGUAGCUGCAUGGGAGGCUUGCAGGAUUCUGGAGGCACGGAAGAAUGAGGGGGUGGAUGGGGAUGUAGAGAUGAAGGAGGUGAUUGAAGAUCCGAGUGAGGAUGAGGAGUGGUUUGAUGCGGAGGGCGGAGUUGAGUUGAGUGAUGGAUAG
Molecule: messenger RNA, 3243 nt
Organism: Didymosphaeria variabile
Lineage: Eukaryota; Fungi; Ascomycota; Dothideomycetes; Pleosporales; Didymosphaeriaceae
Product: Dicer-like protein 2
Exons: 5
Coding region: 1-3243 (1080 amino acids)
Biological process (GO): siRNA processing
Cellular component (GO): nucleus; RISC complex; cytoplasm
Molecular function (GO): ribonuclease III activity; RNA binding
Source: RefSeq, a predicted model, not a curated record